Molecule: messenger RNA, 654 nt
Organism: Fraxinus pennsylvanica
Lineage: Eukaryota; Viridiplantae; Streptophyta; Magnoliopsida; Lamiales; Oleaceae
Source: the annotation of a GenBank genome assembly
AUGAGAAUAGCAGGCGGAGCCAGGUUCGAUGGUUCGCCAUGGAACCACCUCAAAAUGGUGUUGGGCAUUGGAUUCGGAUGCAGUAUAGGUGUCAGAUUUUUGGUUCUGGUUCUUUUUCUCAUUUUAGCCAUGGCUGCUCAUUCAAGUGCAACUUGGUGCAUUUGCAAGGAGGGAUUGAGUGAUCAAGCCUUGCAAAAAGCACUGGAUUAUGCAUGUGGUGCAGGGGCUGAUUGCAAUCCCACCCACCAAAAUGGACCUUGUUUCAACCCAAAUACUGUGAGGGCUCACUGCAACUAUGCUGUCAACAGUUAUUUCCAAAAGAAAGGCCAAACCCCAACAGCCUGUGAUUUUUCAGGCACUGCCUACACAGUCACAUCUGAUCCCAGCUCAUCUGGCUGUUCUUACCCUGCAAGUGCAAGCGGUGCCACCACGCCAGUAUCAACCACAACUAAUACACCUUCCACCAGCCUGCCCAGUGGCGGUUCGCCUGUUGUGACAACUCCUUCCACUGGCAUACUAGGUGGCGGUAGCAAUGGCUUGGGUCCUUCAGGCAUCAACACUGACAUGAGUGAUGCUGGGAUUUUACUACCAAAAAACAUCCUCUUCCCCUCCAUUAUCCUUGUGUUUUCGGUACUUGUUUACUGGUGGGCUUAA